Messenger RNA from Macrobrachium nipponense, 1128 nucleotides. RefSeq names its product cylicin-1-like. The coding region runs from base 1 to 1128 and encodes 375 amino acids. NCBI's taxonomy places the organism in Eukaryota, Metazoa, Arthropoda, Malacostraca, Decapoda, Palaemonidae. The transcript has 4 exons. The record is from RefSeq and is a predicted model, not a curated record.
AUGCUCCAAAGCUUGCAUCGGUGGUUAAUUCAUGGUGCUUCAGUGAUAUGCAACUUCAAUCUACCAAUUGGCAUAUUAUCUGAGGAGACACAAGAAGCAAAGGAUAAAGAAUUCAAUAAGUUUAGGGAAUCUUUCACAAUAAAAACAUCACGAAUAAAGACAAAUGAAGAUUUAAUGAGGAGAUUACUUUGUCCAUCUGAUCUCUUGGAUGCCCUGAAGGAUGCCUCGGAGGAUACUUCAAAGGAUCCCUUGAAGGAUGCCUCGAAAGAAGUCUUCAAGGAUACUUCAAAGGAUGCCUUGAAGGAUGCUUUAAAGGAUGCCUCGAAGGAUGCUUCAAAGGAUGCCUUGAAGGAUACUUCAAAGGAUGCCUCGAAAGAAGCCUUGAAGGAUACUUCAAAGGUUGCCUUGAAGGAUGCCUCAAAGGAUGCUUUAAAGGAUGCCUCGAAGGAUGCCUUGAAGGAUACUUCAAAGGAUGACUUGAAGGAUGCCUCGAAGGAUGCCUCAGAGGAUACCUUGAAGGAUGCCUCAGAGGAUACCUUGAAGGAUGCCUGGAAGGAUAAUUCGGAUGCAUCAAAGGAUGCCUUGAAGCAUACUUCAAAGCAUGAUACUUCAAAGGAUGCCUUGAAGGAUGCUUCAAAAGAUGCCUUGAAGGAUACUUCAAAGGAUGCCUCGAAGGAUGCCUUGAAGGAUGCUUCAAAAGAUGCCUUGAAGGAUACUUCAAAGGAUGCCUCGAAGGAUGCCUUGAAGGGAUGCCUCGGAGGAUACAUUGAAGGAUGCCUUAAUGAUACUUCAAAGGAUGCCUUGAAGGAUGCUUCAAAAGAUGCCUUGAAGGAUACUUCAAAGUAUACCUUGAAGUAUGCCUCGGUGGAUACCUUGAAGGAUCCCCGGAAGGAUGAUUCGGAUGUCUCGAAGGAUGCCUUGAAGCGUGCUUCAAUGCAUGCCUUGGAGGAUGCCUUGAAGGAUACUUCAAAGGAUACCUUGAAGGAUGCCUCGAAGGAUACCUUUGAAGGGUGUCUUGAAGGAUACCUUGAAAUGUACCUUGAAGAUGCCUCGAAGGAUAUUUCAAAGGUAGAAGAAUACCAUGAAGGAUACCUCGAAGGAUACUUCCAAGGAUUAAGGAUGCCUUGA